UUCCAUUCCUGAAGGGCAGAGUUGUAAUGUCACCAAAGACAACUGCCGUAAAAUGUCCAGCAGGGAGCGUAGUGUCGUGCUUUUCCUCAGUGGAGUCGAGAAACGACAUGGCGGCGUGCAGUGUUUUCAGACCGGGCUUGUUCAACCACAAAGUGGCAAUAGUGACGGGCGGCGGGACCGGUAUCGGGAAAGCCAUUUCUGCAGAGCUGCUGGAGCUCGGUUGCAAUGUGGUGAUCUCCAGUAGAAAGGCAGAGCGGCUGGAGGCGGCAGCUCAGGAGAUGAGACAAAAAAUCCCUCCCUCCAGCCCGGCGUGUGUCACUCCUAUACCAUGUAACAUCCGAAAUGAGGAUGAGGUGAAGGAUCUUGUGUCGUCAGUGCUGAAGCGGUACGGCAGGAUAGACUUCCUGGUGAACAACGGAGGAGGUCAGUUCAGCAGCCCAGCAGAACACAUGUCGUCCAAAGGCUGGAAAGCCGUGGUAGACACCAACCUCACGGGAACUUUCUACUGCUGCCAGCAGGUCUACACUGCGUGGAUGAAACAGCACGGAGGGGUGAUCGUCAACAUCAUCGCUGACAUGUGGAAAGGCUUUCCAGGCAUGGCCCACACAGGGGCAGCGAGGGCGGCAGUGGACAACUUAACAAAGAGUCUGGCCAUCGAGUGGGCGUCCUCGGGAGUCAGAGUCAACGCUGUCGCACCUGGCACAAUCUUUUCCAAAACUGCAAUGGAGAACUACAAGGACUUUGGACCAAAGCUUUUCAAGAUGUCUGUUCCAUUUAGCCCUGCAAAGAGGCUGGGGGUACCAGAGGAGAUCUCCUCAGCAGUGUGUUUCCUGCUCUCUCCUGCGGCCUCCUACGUCUCUGGAGCCACCCUGAGGGUUGAUGCAGGGCAGAGUCUGUACCACUCCAUCUGGGAGAUACCCAACCAUAGUGCGUGGCCUGACGCUCCAGAGGGGGAGAACCUGGACGCUUUGAAGGAAUUGCUCAACCCACAAAGCAAGCUCUGAUUCUCUUCUGUAGCUUAGUCAGAGUCCAGUGCAUAAACACACAACAAGUAAUGUGAAGGAAACAAGACACCAUCGUGAUUUAUUAUUGCAAAUCAUGUACAUAGUUGUAUGUAAUGUAUUGCAACACAAGACUCUAAUUGGUUACUUGUAUAAUGAGUUGUGACAUAAACUGUUGAAAUUUAUGUAGAAUAUUUUUUUCCAAAGCCUUUUGUAAGUCGGUAAGUGCUUUUUAACACAAGUGCUACAAAGUUCUUUACACAUGGGGACACAAGACAGAAACAAAGGAAAAAGAUUUUUUUAAACCUUUGCACUGAUUUAUUUAUGUUUGUCUUUGAUCUACUCUUAUAAUAUACAGUAAUUGUUACUUUAAUAUCUCAACGUAACAUGCUUCCUUUGUUUUCUAAUAUUUAGGGGGAAAAUAAUUGAAUUUGAAUUUGAUAGAAUCUAGUGAUACCUUUUUAUAAAUAUAGUACGGAUUAAUAAGAAUUGUAUAUUAGAAAUAUUUUAUUUUAUUUUAUUUUGAAUGAAGAAACAGCUACGGGCUUACAAUUUACACAUAUGAAUAAACUGAUAUUACAACAAUUAAUAAACGUGUAGUUGCACUCUUAUUUUGGUUUGCACUAAAGGAUAAAGUCAAAACAGCCUUUCAAAAAGACUCUUUGCAUCCUGGGGAGGAGAGGAAGGUUUGAAAGUGUCUGUUUCUCU
This is a messenger RNA of Cottoperca gobio, 1709 nucleotides long. RefSeq names its product peroxisomal trans-2-enoyl-CoA reductase (gene pecr). The record is from RefSeq and is a predicted model, not a curated record. Gene Ontology annotation, molecular function: trans-2-enoyl-CoA reductase (NADPH) activity. Lineage: Eukaryota; Metazoa; Chordata; Actinopteri; Perciformes; Bovichtidae. Gene Ontology annotation, cellular component: peroxisome. Gene Ontology annotation, biological process: phytol metabolic process. Bases 27 to 1004 code for a protein of 325 amino acids. The transcript is spliced from 8 exons.